CGGGAAAAUUUCGAAAAAUCCAUCGUUAUUACACGCGUGUCGUCGAUUAAACAUUAAUCUAUGCGUAAACACGUUCAACGAGCGAUUCAUGUCGCGGCUGUUUACCCGAGGGGAAGCACGAAGACGCGCUCCGCUCCGGAAAUCACCGGAGGGAUCGAUCGAACCGCUUCAAGAUAGAACCAACAACGUGUUCGCACAUCGCGCCGACCGGAGAUAAUGAAAUGCACGACAACGGAACAACGUCGCGCGCGCGUGCUCGAGUGGCCCACGGAGUAUGUGUGUGCGUGUCGCGUAACACUGGACGCUUACGUUUAUAUAAUGCCAGGCCCGGGAAAGUGAGACCAUUGAAUCGUCGACUGUCAAAGAGACAAGCGUACCAACGAACCUCGGUGUACAGGAACAUGAAGCUCUGUCUGCCUGUUGUUCUCGUCGCCCUCGUGGCCACCCUUCUGCACUCCGCUGUUUCAGAAAGCGCAGACAGUGACGAGGCUUGCUCGCUGGAGAAUUGCAUUGCACCUGACAAAUGUGAAAUAUUCAUAGAAAAUGCUCCGUGUCCGCAAGCAGGUGUCAAAUGUUGCAGCAUAGUGAAAAGACAACACAGAACCCACUGUGCCCACCACGGAGGUAUAUGCAUGGAAAAGUGUGCUUUAUUUUUGCAGCACAACGCCGUCGAUUGCACAGACGGUCAAGUGUGCUGUGUAUUGGUUUAAAAAGGCGAGAACAAUAUUACCGAACUCGCGCGUUAGCAUAAGCGAUCGGUUGCUGCACCGGCUCGGCAACAUGUUCGUUCGCCACGCGCAACGUAUCGGAAUCAAAGUUACGACGCAUCCGUUGGUAGCAAAAGUAUAAAAGCAGCUUAAUUGGUUUUACAAUUACAACGGUACAUAGCUCUCGUCGACUUGCGUGCGUGCGUGUGUGUGUGUGUGUGUGUGUGUGUGUGGGUGUGUGGGUGUUUAAUGAAAAAUCGAUUGCGCCAUUGAGUUAGUAGUUGCUGAGCUGCGUGGACCCGUCAACGAGACGCGAGACUCGUCCACGAUAAAUAACGCGAACGUACGAACAGGUUAUUAGCGCGGUUUUUCCGCGAAACCUCGCUGUUCGCCGCUGAUAUUUGUUUAAAUGUCUAGGACGUAGAUAUGUGUGCGAGUGUGUGCGUGCUUAACCGUUACCAGGAGAAAAAGUAUUUAUAAUAAAAUAUGUGUGCUCUCA
This is a messenger RNA of Megalopta genalis, 1206 nucleotides long. RefSeq lists its product as uncharacterized. NCBI's taxonomy places the organism in Eukaryota, Metazoa, Arthropoda, Insecta, Hymenoptera, Halictidae. The record is from RefSeq and is a predicted model, not a curated record.